This is a messenger RNA of Lotus japonicus, 1170 nucleotides long. RefSeq names its product putative F-box/LRR-repeat protein At1g56400. Gene Ontology annotation, molecular function: protein binding. Lineage: Eukaryota; Viridiplantae; Streptophyta; Magnoliopsida; Fabales; Fabaceae. The transcript has 3 exons. The coding region runs from base 1 to 1170 and encodes 389 amino acids. The record is from RefSeq and is a predicted model, not a curated record.
AUGGCACCUAGCGUAGACAAGCUUAGUUCAUUGCCCUACUCUUUACUCUCCAGCAUUGUUUCCUUGAUACCGUUCAAGGAAGCGGUAAGAACCUCAAUCCUCUCGAAAAGUUGGAUAGAAAUUUAUAAGUCUACAUCAAACAUAGAAUUCGAUGAACUGUCUUUUGUGAAUGAUGGUCAAACUUAUCGAACCAAACAAGCCCAAAGAAAGGCUUUUCUGGAGUUUGUGUUGCUUUGGAUUGCUAAUCACACAAAAACUAUUGUGAAUAAGUUCUCUUUGAGAUUAUCAUUGCCUGGGAAAGCUAAGAGAGUUGUGAGGCAGUGCAUUACCUUUGCCACAAAACAUGGGGUGAAGGAGUUGGAGUUGGACUUUUCUGAUCCGACAUUGGAUUGUUAUUUUACUACUAAUUAUAUUAAGCAUGAGGCAUUGUUUGAAUUGCCAACACAUGUUUAUGACCACACUUGCCUCGAAUCUUUGAAGUUGUUUUCAUGCAAUUUUGUUGAGACUGAGUUGAUUCACUUUCAUGCACUGAAAGAAAUUUCUUUGGGUUGGAUGGAAGUGAAACUCACUGCUAUUAAUACCUUGCUGUCAAAUUGCAAGGGUCUUGAGAGUUUAAGUCUCAAGAGGUGUUGGAAUUCAGAUGAAUUUUAUUUAGGAGAGGACAACCCAAGGUUGAGAAAGUUGGUCGUGGACAGAUGCAUGUUUGGAUCUAGUAGUCGUUAUUUCAUAGUCAAUGCUCUAAACUUAAGAUAUUUCUAUUACUCCGGGUUGAAUAAUAAUUUUUUGGUCAUAGACGUGCGUUCCCUUGUGAUGGAAGAAUCAGUUCUUGAUAUCUGCAUUGAGUUUGAACGACAUGCUCUUUUUCUUUACAAACUGGUGGAAGAUAUCCCUAGUGGUUGUGCUUUAACCGUGUGUAAUUACUUUCUUCAGGUUGUUCCCACUGGAGGAUGCUUGCUCCGAAUGCCGCGUAGGUUGAAUGUGAGGAGUUUGACAAUGAAGACAUCAUUAGAACAAAAUGAGCUUUUAGGAAUUACAUUCUUGCUUAAUAGAUGUCUUGAGUUAGAGCAUCUCACUAUCGAGUUAGGUCCUCCGAAAAAAUAUUUGGAUUAUGAGUUACCCGUCAACUUUGAGGCUGAGAGAUUUUGGACUUGUUCUGGGAAUGAACAUUGA